This is a messenger RNA of Ectocarpus sp. CCAP 1310/34, 315 nucleotides long. Lineage: Eukaryota; Phaeophyceae; Ectocarpales; Ectocarpaceae. The record is from the annotation of a GenBank genome assembly.
AUGAAGAGGAGGACCGUUGCUCUCCAACACCUGGCCUCCACAGCCGUGAAGGACCAUUCGUCCAUGAAUGGCAAGGAGCUCAAGCGUAAGCUGGAGCGGAACACAGGGAUCAAUGUCGCCCACCGAACGGCAAACCGGAUGAAGAUGACAGCAAGGGACGGCGACAAAGCGACGACGGCGGCUGGGUACCAGCUGCUGGGUUCUUUCUGUUGACCUUCUUCAACAGCAGUGCCCUGGUUCGGUGGCGGAAACCCAGAAACACCCAGACGGCACCUUCAAGCGAUGUUUCAUCAUGCUCGGACGUGCGGCGCACGU